This is a messenger RNA of Melanotaenia boesemani (Boeseman's rainbowfish), 6233 nucleotides long. RefSeq names its product calmodulin-regulated spectrin-associated protein 1-B-like. Gene Ontology annotation, cellular component: microtubule minus-end. Gene Ontology annotation, biological process: neuron projection development; cytoplasmic microtubule organization; negative regulation of microtubule depolymerization. The record is from RefSeq and is a predicted model, not a curated record. Bases 343 to 5043 code for a protein of 1566 amino acids. Gene Ontology annotation, molecular function: microtubule minus-end binding; calmodulin binding; spectrin binding. Lineage: Eukaryota; Metazoa; Chordata; Actinopteri; Atheriniformes; Melanotaeniidae. The transcript has 20 exons.
CCCAUAGAGACAGGCUCCUACAACAGCGCUGCAGACACACCGAUCCCCUACACCUCAUGUCAGAAGCGUUGACAGCUUUAUUAUGAUACAGUCGCAUUCGGCCUUUAAUAAUUUCCACGAAAACAGAAUUCCGGAUGGUUGCCAAUCAGGUUUUUUAUUAUUGGAUUAACGAGCAUCAGCCGCCAGCCACCGCGUUAUCCUGACAGGCCAGAGAUUUGUGUAGCUGGACAGGGAGGAGUCUCCGUUAUUCCUCCGUUAGCUGAAGCCAAGCCAGCAUGUUGGCGUUUUAACAAAAUACUCCAAGCUGUAGCUGCCGACAGGACCCAAAUGUGCUCUUAGAGGAUGGAUGUGAGUGCUGGUAGGGACAGCACCUGGAGGGGAGCAGCAGCAGCAGAUGAAGAUGAUGGGGGAGGAGGAGGAGGCAUGGAGGCUCAGGUUGUGCCGCUGGAGCUCUACGACUCUGCAAGGGCCAAAAUAGACGCAAAUCUCCGCUGGUUGUUUGCCAAAGCCUAUGGUAUAGAUCAUAUCCCUCCAGAUCUACAAGACCCUUUCUAUACAGACCAGUAUGAGCAGGAACAUAUCAAGCCCCCUAUCAUCCGCCUGCUAUUGUCUGGAGAUCUCUACUGCCGUGUGUAUGGACUCAUCCUUCCUGCUGAGCAGGCUGCCUCUCUCCAAAGCAACCAGUCUGUCAUCCAAGCACUGUCCAGGAAAGGCAUCUAUGUCCUGGAGAACAACAACACACCUGUUUCUGAUCUGGAUCUCAGCUCGUCCCCCAUCAAAAUGAGUUCUCACAUCCACCUCAUUGAUGCUCUGAUGAUGGCCUACACAGUGGAGAUGAUCAGCAUAGAGAAGGUGGUGUCCAGUGUGAAGCGCUUUUCAAACUUCAGUGCCUCCAAGGAGCUUCCUUAUGACCUGGAAGAUGCAAUGACCUUUUGGAUUAAUAAAGUGAACAUGAAGAUGAGAGAACUUACAGAGAAAGAGUGUAAAAUGAAGCAACAUCUACUUGAGUCACCCAGUCAUCAAAAGCCUGAUUUAUUGCAUGCUCUGGCCCAUUGCUUAUUGGAGCCUGUGGAGUUCUCUCAUGUGGUGCGCUACCGCAGAGAUCACCUGUCAGGUCGAACGCUUCAGCACUUCCCACUGUUGGAAGACUUGUUGAAGGAUGUGUGUGAUGGCACAGCUCUGCUCGCUGUCAUCCACUUCUACUGCCCAGAAGUCAUUAGACUGGAAGAUAUCUGCUUGAAGGAGGUUCCUUCCAUAGCAGACAGCGUGUACAACAUACAGCUACUAACAGAGUUUUCAAAUGAGUACCUGAACAAAUGCUUCCAUCUGAAGCCUGAGGACCUUCUGUACGCUCCACCAGUAUUAAAGAAUAAUGUAAUGGUCUUCAUUGCUGAACUUUUCUGGUGGUUUGAGAAUGUGAAGCCAGACUUUGUGCAGCCCAGAGACCUUCAGGAUAUGAAAGAUGUGAGACUACUGCUUCAACCUAAAAGUUCUCGGUCCUAUGUACCUGUCUCCAAUGUCACCAAACGAAGCUUCCUGCCUUCAUCAAACUCAGCUGACAUCUUGACCACAACCCGAAGUCCUGAACUCAGCUCUAAACCAACCACAACAAGCCAAUCUCACUCUUUGCUGCCACUGAGACAGAGGCAGCAGAAGGUGGCUCGGGAGAGCACUUCAGAGUUGAGAAAUAGGUCAAACUCUGUGACACAAACAGAUGGACAAUAUCAAGGCUCCAUACUGGCGUGGCCAGAGCGGAGGGCCAGGCCUUUGUCCCAGCCUGUGCCCUAUACCCUGAACUUUGCCACAGAGGACAACGCAGACAGCAUCAGCCUCGCUCGCUCCAUGAGCAAAGACAGUUUAGCUUCUAACAUCAUGAGCAUUACCCCCAAACACAUGCUGGCUUCAGGUCAUCCUCAGCACAGACUCAGUGGUCAAAGCUUGCUUAGUCACAUGCGUAUAGAAGAUGAAGAAGAAGAAAGAGAGGAAGAGGAAUUGGUUUCUGUCAUCCAUCCUUCUGCAUUUUCUCGACAUCGGCUUGGAAGUGACAUGGAACAGGAUGAGUUGGAAGUACAGAUUGCAACUUCAUCCUCAAGGGUUUCCAGUUCUUCCUGUGCUCUUGGGUAUGGUGCAGAUCCCCUUAGUUUGGACCAGCAGGCAGAAAGCUUCUAUCUGGAGCCUUUGAUGCCCACCGUCCCUAAGCCAGCCAAGGAAAAAAGCAUCAGUCUGAGCAAACAGCAGGAAAGUGGUGAGAGUCGCAGUAGAAUAGCUAAGAAAACAGCUACCAAUAUCCCAAGCACCUCUCAGAGAAAAUCAGCACCUGUGGUAGAAUCGCUUCGUAGCUCUCUCAGGCCAUCCACGGACGGGACAACAGGUGUUACUCAGUCUGGGAAAAAACAAGCCCAUGGUUUUUUCCUUCAUUUGUCAGGGGAACUAGACCUCCACACUCCAUUUUCCUCUAUGUUGGAGGCAGGGCAUGACUCUGACUCUGACAUUGCAGACCUUGAGGAAGAUGAGGAGGAGGACGAUCAGAUGGAUCCAACAAAAGGAGUGAAAACAGGAAGGGGAAAGUUCUUUGAGGAAAGAGACAUGACUGAAUUUGGAGAAGCAGAAGGAGAGUCAGCCAAACUCAGAGAGGACUUGAAGGUGAGCGAGCGGGAGGAUAAGGAAGACCUCAGUGGACGCUCAAGCCCUUGUCCCAGUACUGUAUCAUGGGCGAGCAGCUGUAGUGCUUCAGGCAGCACAAGUGUCAAGAUGACCAGCUUUGCAGAGAGGAAACUCCUAAAACUUGGUCUCCGUGAAGGAUACUCAAGUACCAGCAGCUCCCAAAAGACCACACCAGAUGGCUCUGAGACUGCUCCUUUGUCAUUAGUGAAGGAGCCUAGCUCUGUUUUUGGGAAUAAUAUAAUAGUUAGUCCUUCAGUUGUGCCUUCAGAGCUUCUUCAACUUCACAUGAAGCUGGAAGAGCAAAGGCGUGCAAUCGAGUAUCAGAAAAAGAAGAUGGAGACGCUGUCAGCAAGGCAGAGACUAAAGCUUGGGAAAGCUGCAUUCUUCAACAUUGUUAAGAAGGGUGGAGGGAAGAGUGACACACUUCCUUUACCACUUAAACACUCCCAGGAAUCUACUGGACUAACAUCUGCUGACAGGAGAAAAACAAAGACCCAGUCCUGCAAGGAUGAUUCCUGCCUUGAUAUGCUGAAAGGUCAAACAGAGGCAGGGCCGAUGAACAGAGAUAACAAGUGGUGCACUUUGUCUCAGGACAAUUGCUCUGAACCCGAUUUGAAUGAAUGCUCUCGCUCCAUAGAUCUACUCAACGAGGCCAUUAGUUCUAUUCAGCAACAGAUGACGCAACUCUCCUUACAGCAAGACCUACUGAUGAGGCAGGGUGUGACAUCACCCCCAGAGCCCGUGAAAACUCACCUAAGCACAACCCCCAACACAACACAAGAAACAUCCUCUACCUCAGAUUCCAAAUUGUAUGCAGUUCACUUUGUCGAUAUCAGUGGCAGCAGUUCUUUCCCUGUCCGCCGUCCUCCCAAGCUAAGUUCAAGCCUGCGGAGCAAAGGAUCAGAGCGGAAACAGAGUAAAGAAAACAGCAAGACGGCUUCUGUCAAGUCAAGCAUCCCAUCCGUAGACUUCACACUCUCUUCAAGAGAAGGUACACUUGGAGAGCUAGAAACAGGCAGUGUUGUUGAGAGCUCCAAAACUGAGAGAAAUAUUCAGAGAAAUGCCACCUUUAGAGUCCAUGAAUGUACCGGAGAUGGAAGUGGGCACUUCUCAGGUAAAAUAAAACCACAGGAACCACCAGUUAUCUGCAAGACAUUUGAAUCUCCAUCACAGGAUGGAGAUCAACAGGAGAUAAAAGCUGGAGGUGGUGAUGAGAGCACCAGAAUCAAGAGUCACCUGAUUGAGGUUGACUUGUCAGAGCUGAAGGAUCCAGUUGCAGACGACAGCGCAGAUGUUACAGACUGCAGAGCAGAAGGCGAGCAGAAGAAUGUGUUGGGCUUCUUCUUCAAGGAUGAUGAGAAGGCAGAAGAUGAAAUGGCAAAACGACGUGCUGCCUUCCUCCUCAAACAGCAGCGAAAAGCUGAAGAGGCAAGACUACGGAAGCUGCAGCAGGAGGCAGAGAGCGAGCUCAAGCGGGAUGAGGCUCGGCGUAAAGCAGAGGAGGAGCGUAUUCGUAAGGAGGAAGAGAAGGCGCGCCGAGAGCUGAUUAAACAGGAAUACCUGCGAAGGAAGCAGCAAGCGCUGAUGGAGGAGCAAGGUCUGGUCAAGCCUCGGACAAGAACUAAAUCUCGCAGGAACAGGCCUAAAUCACUUCACCGCGAAGAGUUCAACAGUCUGUCUAAAGGAUCCACCACACGUAAUUCUCUGAAGGUGUCCAUGUUAACUAAAGCCCAGAGCUCAGCAGCAGGCUGCAGGGGAGCUGAUCUGAGCUUUAGUCAUCGAGGAUCAACAGUCUCUUUGGUGACUGAUGCAGACAGUGUCAUCUCUGGAGGGGCAGAGUCAAACAGGGCUGGAUCUGUGUGCUCUAUGGAGUCGUUCCCCAUGCUGAGCAGGGCAUCCAGCAGGAACAUGGAACGAGACUGGGAGAACGGCUCCAUAGCCUCUUCCAUCACUUCAGCUGAAUACAAUGGUCCAAAACUCUUCAAAGAGCCGAGCUCCAAAUCCAACAAGCCAAUCAUCAUCAAUGCCAUCGCACACUGCUGCCUGGCUGGAAAGGUUAAUGAGGUCCAGAAGAAUGUUAUUCUUGAGGAGUUAGAAAAAUGUGAGUCCAACCACCUGAUCAUCCUCUUCCGUGAUGGUGGGUGCCAGUUCCGCGCCAUUUACUCUUACUCACCGGACACUGAGGAGAUCAUCAAGUUCACGGGCAACGGCCCACGAACCAUCACACGCAAGAUGGUCGACAAGCUCUAUAAAUACAGCUCAGACCGCAAGCAGUUCAACGUUAUCCCUGCUAAGAGCGUGUCUGUUAGUGUGGACGCCCUUACCAUCCACAAUCACCUCUGGCAGGUCAAGAGACCAGGGAGUGCGCGUAGGAAAUGAGCAAAAGAGACUCAGUUUCUAUUCUAUAAGCUACUGCUGGGCAGGACCCAAGACAGUCACGUCAUUAGAGAGGGGAUUAGAAGGUCUGUGCAGCGUACGUGUACAAUGUGAAACACCUGCCAGUUCACUGUUCUUUUUAUUUUGUUAGCUUUUUAUUUUGCAUGUCACACUUAGUAUUUGAAUUUGUAUGUGUCUCAUAUCAAUUAAACACCACUGAUGAUGGAUAUUUACUGUAUGUGGCAGUGAAGAGAAACUGGACCCUGGCUUCAAACAGUGUUGAAUCCCCCUACAUUACCAAACACAUUACUGAUACCAAGUGUUAGGACUGGCAGGCAGUGGUUAAGAUAGUGUAUUGUAAAGUUUGCUUUACCAGCUUUGCAAAAAAAUAUACCCUUCUGCUGUGAUUAAUCCAGCCUGCACAUACAGACUCUACUGCUGCUGCUGCUGGUACGUGCUGUCAUGAAGGAGCUUUGAAGAGACAUUUUUCAUGUAUGUGAGGAAUGAAUGCUAAUAUGUGGCAAUGUCUAGUCCGGUUUUCUGUUGAGUGUGUUUUGAGGAUGUGUGUGGUUCUUUGUGUUAGAGAGCUGAACGCACUGUGAUAGCAUUUGGUCCUGAAUGCGUUUACUCUGUUAUAAUGCUUUCAAACUUUUGUCAUGCAACUGCUGAUAUUUUUUUCCCUUUUUUGUUUGUUUGGAGCGCUUUGUUGCGGUUACAAUGGAAGAAAUAUGUUUUUAAGUAAAAAUAUUAUAGUUUAUUAUUUAUCUCAGACAGCAGGUGCUUUUUUAGACUACAGUAUAUUAGUCAUGCACCAUGUUGUAUUAUCUUCACACUGAUCUGAAAUCACUGACUGGCUCAUGCCACUGAACUGAACUGCUCCUAAAUUGCUCACUGUAUUCUGGCAACGUAAAAUUUUUAAUGUAGCCUUUGUGGCUCAAUGCUAGUAUUUACUGGUAACAACUGAUUUUCAGUGGCCAAUAAAAUGUUUUUGGGAAACUGCACAAUACUUGAUAUUUGUUUGCUGCAUUUUGUACAUUUUUAAGUAGUAUUUUUUUGUACGUAUUGUACAAGUUAUGUUCACUAAAAAGCAAGCACUAUUUUGAGGUUUAUUCUGUUACAGAGAUGUUAUGUGUUAUUUUACUGUUAUAUUUUAUGUUUAUUUAUUUUAAAAAGAUAUAAUAAAAUGCAACUAG